Messenger RNA from Cyprinodon tularosa, 1529 nucleotides. It is a transcript of the gene endou, whose product is annotated as endonuclease, polyU-specific. Gene Ontology annotation, molecular function: scavenger receptor activity; RNA endonuclease activity; polysaccharide binding. NCBI's taxonomy places the organism in Eukaryota, Metazoa, Chordata, Actinopteri, Cyprinodontiformes, Cyprinodontidae. The transcript has 11 exons. Gene Ontology annotation, biological process: immune response. The record is from RefSeq and is a predicted model, not a curated record. Bases 147 to 1430 code for a protein of 427 amino acids.
GUUGAGUAAAAACCAAGAGAAACAGUUUUGAAACAGAAAUCUAAGGAUUUCCACAGAGGGUGAAUACCUUUAGAGAGUUUGAUGGAAUAGUCCUUUCACUAAAAACAGCCUGCUGAGUGAACUACAUUGGUUGCUGUAUAUCCAAGAUGAAGGUCGCAGCCAUCCUUCUCCUUUGCACGACCCUGUUCUACCAGGGUUACAGCAACACCCUGGACUCAUGUCAGGGGCGAUGUGGGUAUGGAACAGACAGCGGUUACUCCUGUCAGUGCAACCCAGCUUGUGAGAAGUACAAUGACUGCUGUUCUGACUUUUGGACGCUAUGCAAAGACGCAGGCACGUCCUGUAAAGGCAGAUGUGAUGAAAACUACAACUCUCAGAACCAAUGCCACUGCAACUCCAAGUGCUCCCAGUACAACAAUUGCUGCAGCGACUAUGCAGAACUUUGCAAUGCUGUGAGCGGAGACACAUCUUGCCAAGGCAGGUGCAAUGAAAACUACAACUCUCAGAACCCGUGCCACUGCAACUCCAAGUGCUCCCAGUACAACAAUUGCUGCAGUGACUAUGCAAACUUCUGUUCAGCAGGUGACACAGGUGGUGCCAUCACUGAUUCUGAGCUCAUAUCCCUCUCUGAGACGCUUUACGCCCUGGACUCAAACAAGGCUUCCCCCUCUCAGCUGAUCCUUGACCCUCAAGCCCUUGUGUCAGACUCACAGACUAGCUCCCAGUCAGAUCUCUCCUCCCGUCCGUUGUACAAAUACGUGGAUGAAAACACUCUGUUCUCUCGCCCAACCUAUGCUGCCCUUCUGAAUGUUCUUGACAACUACAAGAGGAUGACAGGACAGGCCGAGAGCUUCACCUCACAGCAGCAGACUGAGCAGGAUACAUUCCUCAGAGAAACUAUGUUGAACACCGAGCUAGGCAGAGAGCUUUUUAGCUUUCUCUACACCAAGGGUAUUUAUGCAUCAGAGUCAGAGUUUAUUCAGGACCUGAAGAACAUGUGGUUUGGUCUCUAUUCUCGCUACAACGGUGCCAUGGACUCCAGCGGUUUUGAACACAUCUUCGGAGGUGAAAUCAAGGGAGGAAAGGUGUCUGGUUUCCACAACUGGAUCAAAUUUUAUCUUCUUGAGAAAAGAGGAGAGCUAAAUUACUACAGCCACAGCUUCAAUGGUCCUUGGUCCGGUUAUCCUGAUGUUUUGGGACUGCAGUUCAAAUGGGAUGGCUACUACAAGCAGGUGGGCUCUGCAGUGAUUGGUUGCAGUCCUGAGUUUGACUUCGCCAUCUACAGCCUCUGCUACAUUGCUCGGCCUGGGAAACAGUGUCACCUUAGUCUGGGAGGGAAAUCGCUCAGCAUACAGACCUACACCUGGGAUAACUCUUCCUACGGAAAUGGAAAGAAGUAUAUUGCUUCAGCCUAUCCCGUAUCGAUGUAAUAAGAAAGGAAGCAAUAGGAAAAGCAGCAUAACUGUAUGACCUUCCAAUCAUUUGGCUCUCUUUAUGCUGUAAUAAAGUAAAAUCAAUAUUAAAAUGGA